CCAACUGCACAAAUGCCCUGCGGAAACCAACAAACCGUGUGAUAUGAUGAUAUCCAUAAUGGAGACAGGACUGAAAGAUUUUGCGGUAGCCUUCCCUAAAGGAUCCCCCUUACGGGAGGGUGUUAAUUUGGCGCUUCUAAAAUUAAGGAAUGAUGGUGAUCUGUACAGGCUUAUACGCAAAUGGUUUUUGCCGCUCUCGUGCUCAAAUCAGCAUCAUGGAAAGGAAAUGUCCUUAAGCCAGAUCGCUGGAUUAUUUUAUAUUCUAUUAGGCGGACUCGGACUGGGCUUGAUAAUCGGUUUUAUUGAAUAUAUUUCGUAUCGUCGUAAAAACAAAAGGCAACCAAUAAAUGCCUCGCCGCCUGGUACCCCAGUAAGGACGCCCAAUAGCCCCGUGAUGCGUAGUAUUAUGAAACCAUCCACACAUCGGUCCCAGAAUGAACGGGAUGCCAUUGACUGGAAUGCUGCUAACUACGCCGUGUAUGGAUCACCAAGCAACCAUGAAUGCCAAGAUGAGACUUCGACGCAUGGCACCUUCAGGCAGGUCUGAUACUCAC
Pieris brassicae (large cabbage white) is the source of this 554-nucleotide messenger RNA. Its product is annotated as glutamate receptor 3-like. Bases 44 to 547 code for a protein of 167 amino acids. NCBI's taxonomy places the organism in Eukaryota, Metazoa, Arthropoda, Insecta, Lepidoptera, Pieridae. The transcript has 5 exons. The record is from RefSeq and is a predicted model, not a curated record. Gene Ontology annotation, molecular function: transmitter-gated monoatomic ion channel activity involved in regulation of postsynaptic membrane potential; glutamate receptor activity. Gene Ontology annotation, biological process: modulation of chemical synaptic transmission; synaptic transmission, glutamatergic. Gene Ontology annotation, cellular component: postsynaptic membrane; plasma membrane.